Folsomia candida is the source of this 2258-nucleotide messenger RNA. RefSeq names its product ras-related protein RIC1. The transcript has 10 exons. Gene Ontology annotation, molecular function: GTP binding; GTPase activity. The record is from RefSeq and is a predicted model, not a curated record. NCBI's taxonomy places the organism in Eukaryota, Metazoa, Arthropoda, Collembola, Entomobryomorpha, Isotomidae. The coding region runs from base 1293 to 2087 and encodes 264 amino acids.
GUCAGGGCUAAUUUUUUGAGGCUGUAUUAAUAAGUGCAUUUGCUCAUUAAAUUUGUUUAGUGCUCUGUAAUACCGACGGUCAGAAAUUGCUAUUUAUUUGACAAACAUUCAUAAGUCAAGUGUUGCAAGCUUAUCCAACGUGAGAUAACAAACAACUGCACAAUAAAGAGAGGAAGAUGGAGUUUAGCUGGACUCAGAAAUUUGCCAGGAACUGCUAGAGAACGAUAUUUUAAUUAAAUGUUGUGAUACGGUCUAGAGAACGUUAUUUUUGCUUGGAUAAUUUAGUCAUAAAACUGCCGAAAUGAAACUAGGUCAGACACCCCAGUGCUCUGUUAACGACAAUAACUGAAAGUCAGGGUUGAUUUCUUCAUAUACUUUUUAAAAGUUUAUGUUCAAUUCAUUAUUAAACAACGAACCAACUUUGCAGAGAUAUAAGUGUCCUGUUUAUACUAAAGUUAUUAAACAUACAUAGUUUAGCAAAUACUAACUGAUGAACAUGUAUAUUUUAUAAAUAACUGUAGAGAUAAGCCAAAUAGCCUGUUAUCGCUGCAACAACAGUCACUCCGCGAUAAAAGUUAGUGAGGUCUAGUCACAAAUUUGCCUUGGGGAGCAGGAAAGGGUCGCAUUUCCAGUGUCCACAAUAUGCUUUGUUAAAACUUUAUAUCAUGAGUUCCACGCCGUGUGCAAUACAAUACUUACGAGCGAGUCAUUCAUACUUAUAACAUUUUGUAGUAUUUAAAGGAGGUUCUCCAAUAUUCACGUUAAAAAGCUGAAACGAUAAAAAUUAAAACCAGACUACAAAUGUUUGUUUAUAAAACAUGACAAUGACAGUGUGUUUUGCUUCGUGUGGCAGUGGAGUUGUAUUUGAUUCACGGAAACACGCACUUAGCCUGUCCUGAUUUAUAUUGAUACGAAAACUGGACUAUUUCGAUAAUUAAAUACGCAUUAUUUAUGUCUGCUCAAGUGUGUGACCCAGCUCGAAGCUCCAAUUCUUGUUCCUAUCUUUUGUUUGCAAAGCAAUUUGUGCAAAUUCAGGCCAUGUUCGAGUAAUAACCAGUGAAUUUUCACCAGGGACGACUUCACAAGAAACCGUGAUUUAGUAUGCACUCACUUGAGUAGCAAAUACUAUAAGAGUUUUUAAAAGAAUUGCGAAAGUGUUCAAAUCGGGAUAUGAGCGAAUCUUAAUCAAGACAGGAAGACACAAAUUUACGAAACAUGGUCCCUCCAAAGUGCUGCAUUUGCCUCUCAUAUUCAACUUCAGAAGAUGGAGAUUAUUUUGUCACUACACAAUCAUGUGGACAUCUUUUUCAUUUUUCUUGUAUAAAAGAGUGGCUGGAUCGUUUAACUCCUCCAAGCCCAAAAUUGUGGUUCGAUGUAGGUGUCCCGUCUGCCGGAGCACAGUUGAAGUCUCCAGCCUCGUCAAGUUGCAUGGCAUGUCGCCCGUUCUUGUAGCAGGACUUGAAGGAAAUGAAUUGAAGUACAAUAUAAAAAUAACGCUACUCGGAGAUAGUGGAACUGGGAAAACAUCCAUGCUCAACUCUUUUACGCACGGUACAUAUCAGGGUGCUGUCAGUGCAACACGAGGUGUGGAUAUGGGUUUCAAAACACUGAACUUUGCCGGAAAGAAGAUAAAAUUGACAGUUUGGGACUGUGCAGGACAAGACCGUUUUCGUGCCAUUUGUCCAUCUUACAUCAGAAAUUCUCAUGGCGUAAUUAUCGUCUAUGAUAUCACUGAUCCCACAAGUUUUAAAAACGUGGACGAAUGGCUCAACGUAGCGUACGAAAGUGCACUUCCCGAGGUAUCCAUUUUACUGGCAGGGAAUAAGUGCGAUUUGGAAGACCAGCGUAAGAUAUCCACUGAAGCUGGGCAGAUUGCAGCAAGAACUUCGGGAUUUGAGUUUAUGGAGACAUCGGCAAAAGAUGUUAUCAAUUUGGACGCCGCAUUUCGAGCCCUUCUCGGCAAGAUUGUUUCCACGCUGUGGGACGAAGGUUACAUCGAUUCGUUUGAGAUUUACCCACCUACAAUUAAAUUGAGCAAUGAGGCAUCCACAAUCGAGGAGCGACCCUCGAGAUGUAGUAAAUGUUGAGUUUCUCCCUCGAAAUCAGGUUUUUAAUUACUGACCAACUUUAUCACCACAAUAUUGUGUCAAAUCUUAAGAAAUCCGCUAGACAAGGUACAAUACGUAAUUAUAACAAUUAUACGCGUACUGACAAAUUUUGAUUGUAAUAUCAAAUAAUAAAUAAGAAUGCAUAUAGCA